AAUAUACAGUAAACUUUAAAGUUCUCUGUUCACUGGCAUUCGAGAAGAUGGCUGAUAAGCGAAAAAACAAAAAAUCGAAAGAAGAGAUUGCACGGGAAUUCGACUUGCCCGAAAGAAAGUCGAAAAUCGCCACUAUUAUGAAACAGGAUGGUCAGGCAUAUUGCAUAUGUCGAACUUCGGAUUGUUCACGUUUCAUGAUCGGCUGUGAUGGUUGUGAGGAGUGGUAUCAUGGUGACUGCAUCAAUAUCACCGAGAAAGAGGCCAAACACAUUAGGCACUAUUACUGCCAGCGUUGCAAAGAGGAAGACCCAAGCCUGCAAACUGUUUUCCGAGUGGUGCCAGUUGACAAGACUGCGGCGCCUAGUGGCGCUACUGGCGUUAAUGACGCAGACAAACGUAAAAAGUCCAAAGAACAAGUAGCAGCUCGCGAGAGCACUACAGGAACUGGAGCAAUUGCUGCGAACAAACAAUUCUCCAAUAGCUGCGGUAAUUGUGAAGGCUGUCGCGCGCCAAACUGCGGAAUUUGCGAAUCGUGCCGCGUACGUGUUGGUGGCCAUAAACCAAGAUGUGAAAUGCGUGUGUGCCAGGCACCGUCAAUAGCAUCACAACAACAACAAUCCCAACUACAAACACAACAAACAAAUUCUCUUCCAGCGCCCACUCAAGCAGCCAGUCGUCACAAACGUAAAGAAAAACCUCCAAAAGAACGGUCACGGAAAUGGAAACGUUCUCUAAGCCCGGAGGUAUUCAUUAAUCCCGAUUUGGAGGGCGUGCGUCAAUGCUAUGGACCUCGUUGUAAACAUAACGCAAGACCUCAAUCAAAGUAUUGUAGCGACGAGUGCGGUAUUAAUUUGGCGACCAAUCGCAUUUUCCAGGUACUGCCACAACGUGUCCAAGAAUGGAAUCUGUCCAGUUGCCGCGCUGAAGAAGAGAACAAAAAGCAACUAGACCAGAUACGUUCUAAGCAAGCGGUGGUGAGAUUUGCAUUAGCCGAACUGGACAAGCGGCACAUGGAAUUGGAUAUGAUUGUGGAACGUGCCAAGCACAGCACGCUGGAUCCGAAUCGUACACAAGAUAACAAUGACAUCGAAGAUGAGCAAUCGAUGUACUGCAUUACAUGUGGUCAUGAGAUACACUCACGUACUGCAAUCAAGCACAUGGAGAAAUGUUUUAAUAAAUAUGAGUCCCAAGCGUCUUUCGGCAGUAUUUUUAAGACACGCAUUGACGGCAAUUCCAUGUUCUGUGACUUUUUUAAUCCGGCUAGCAAAACGUACUGUAAGCGUUUGCGCGUUCUUUGUCCUGAACACUGUAAAGAUCCAAAAAUUAGUGACAGUGACGUAUGCGGUUGUCCACUGGUAGCUAAUGUCUUCAAGCCGACCGGUGAAUUUUGUCGUGCACCCAAAAAGAGUUGUUUCAAGCACUACGUUUGGGAGAAGAUACGACGCGCUGAAAUCGAUUUAGAACGAGUACGUCAGUGGCUAAAAAUGGACGAGUUGCUCGAGCAAGAAAGGCACAUACGCCAUCUUAUGGCUUCACGUGCCGGCGUAUUAGGUCUUAUGCUGCAUUCCACCUAUAAUCACGAAGUAAUGGAAGAGCUAUGCCGGCAGCAAUAUUUUAAUAGUGCAGGAUCGACAUCAGAAGACCUGGUAAAUAAUAGUUAAGUUUAUUUGUAAAAUAUGAGAAAAUUACCGAAAUUAUUAUGCAAGAUUAUUUUAAAUGUAUAGUCGUAAGAAAAACAAACCAAGCAAACAAAAAAACAACACUUUUUGCAAAAACAUUGUAUUUAACAAAAAAAAAAAAAAGAAAU
Molecule: messenger RNA, 1807 nt
Organism: Anastrepha obliqua
Lineage: Eukaryota; Metazoa; Arthropoda; Insecta; Diptera; Tephritidae
Product: CXXC-type zinc finger protein 1-like
Exons: 4
Coding region: 48-1661 (537 amino acids)
Biological process (GO): positive regulation of DNA-templated transcription
Cellular component (GO): Set1C/COMPASS complex
Molecular function (GO): DNA binding; zinc ion binding
Source: RefSeq, a predicted model, not a curated record